CACCACCCCGCGCCGAUCGGCGCCUGCGCAGAGGCGAGGGUGGGCGCCGGCUAGCGCGGGCUGCCCGGCCGCGGCCAUGGGGGCGGCGGCGGCCGAGGCCGACCGGACCCUCUUCGUGGGGAACCUGGACCCCAAGGUCACCGAGGAGCUCAUCUUCGAGCUGUUCCACCAGGCAGGUCCGGUCAUUAAGGUUAAAAUCCCCAAGGACAGAGAUGGGAGACCCAAGCAGUUCGCGUUCGUGAAUUUCAAACACGAAGAAUCUGUCCCUUACGGAUUGAGCCUGCUUAACGGGAUCAAACUGUACGGAAGGCCCAUCAAAAUUCAGUUCCGAUCAGGGAGCAGUCACGCGUCUCAGGAUGGCAAUCCGUCCUGCUCCCCGCACGGAUCUGCCAACGCCAGCCCUCCCGGCGUGCCGCAGCCGGCGUCAAACUGCAGCAGAUACGACAGGAGCUCUGACAGUAUAGCAGCAGGAUUCUCCUCGGCGCAGAGGUCCCUGCCGCCUGCUGACCACCUCCAGAGACAAGCAGCGAUGUGGCAGCAGCCUGCGUUCAGCGGGAAGUACAAGCAGCCCGGCUUCGCCCUGCCUGGCUACCAGCCGGCUCCUCACGCCUUUCACCCCGUGCCGGCCUCCCAGAUGCCGCGGCGCGCAGAGGCGCCGGCGCCGCACAAGGCCCGGCUCAGCGCCCACCCCUACCACCCGGACGGCAGGCACUUUGGCCGCGAGCAGCGCUUCGGGGAGCGCGGGCCCGACUACUGCAGGGGCAAGAGGGAGGAGUACGGCUUUGAGGAGAGGGGGCACGAUGCCGGCCCCGAGCACCACUACAGGGGCAGCCGAGAGGAGCCUGCCUACGAGGACAGGCACCGGGACGGCUGGAGCCACGACUACGACUACCGGAGAGACAGCUACCGGGAGGCCAAGUGGCACCCCUCGCGGCAUUAACGCUGAGCCCAGCGGGAUUUUAAGAACUCAAUGGCAAAAAAAGCUCAAUCUAUUUCUUACUGAGUAUAUGUAUAAAAAAAACCCAAACCCCAACCCUUCAAAGUUACCUUUUAAUGUUUGUAAAAAUACCAGCAGCGUAGUCCUCCACA
This is a messenger RNA of Phalacrocorax carbo (great cormorant), 1089 nucleotides long. The record is from RefSeq and is a predicted model, not a curated record. Lineage: Eukaryota; Metazoa; Chordata; Aves; Suliformes; Phalacrocoracidae.